AUGGCAGCCCAGUUCGAUGACUUGCAGGCGACGUGGUCGGAGGUGCAGAAGACGGUCGUGGAGCCGCUUCUCGCGCAGGACGCGGCCCAGCACUGGGCAUCAGUGCGGGAGGGCUUCGCGUGGCUCGUGCUCCUCGCCGGACCUGUGGAUGGACGUCGCCUGGACCGCGGCCGCGAGGCCUGGGUGGUGGACAGGGACGCGCUCGUGUUCCGGCUUGCCGUCGACACGCACUCCAUUCCUUUGGUGAUGGUCGUCUCGGGUGGGUGGACGCCCGGCAACGACCCCGGCGUGAUGGUCCGCUCCAUCGCACACGUCCUCGCCCAGCGCUGA
This is a messenger RNA of Acanthamoeba castellanii str. Neff, 330 nucleotides long. RefSeq lists its product as uncharacterized. The transcript is spliced from 3 exons. Lineage: Eukaryota; Discosea; Longamoebia; Acanthamoebidae. The coding region runs from base 1 to 330 and encodes 109 amino acids. The record is from RefSeq and is a predicted model, not a curated record.